AAUAGAAAAUCGUUUUCAUGUCUCUGGGGUUUGAUGCGGGGAAAGUAACGGCGAACCAGCCCGGAGAAAAGAUAUAGGAAGCGCCACAUAUCAGCCACUUCGACAUACUGCAUUCAUCUCGGGUCUAAACAAAGAGGCCUCAGGCAGGAAUGUCCAUACCACCGACCUAUUCAUUCAGCAUCUUCUUACAAUGCGUCCUAAUUCUGUUCGGCUCGUCGUCACUCAGCUCCUUUUUCAGGUAGCGACCGGACUCAAGAACCCGAUCCUUGCAGGAUGGAGCCCAGAUCCCUCGAUUCUACGGGUUGGCAGCAACUAUUUUCUCGCAACCUCUUCUUUCGAAUAUUGGCCAAGUACGCCAAUCUACACCUCCACGGAUCUCGGUAAUUGGACGUUGUACGCUCAUGCAUUCACGAGGCCCAGCCAAGUGCAAAUGUACGGCGUCCCGACAGGAGCUGGUACUUGGGCGCCGACCUUGUCUCAUAUCAACGGACUGUACUACCUGGCAUCCAUGACCCGGUGGACCUAUGACCCUGUUGCUCGUGUAUGGCCCCGCGUGAUCUGGUCCGUGUCCGAGGAUCUCAAGACGUGGAGUGACCCGAUCUGGUCCGACUGCUGGGGAAUUGAUCCAUCUUUGUUCCAGGACCCAGUCUCCGAGAAGGUCUACCUCAACCUAAUGGCGCCGAAUAACGACGUUGACAGGAUCUGGGGGAUCUACCAGUGCGAGGUCGACCUCAGCACCGGGCGAUGUACGGGGCAGUAUCGCUCCUUAUGGAAUGGGACUAUGACCCACGAUUCCUCUGCAAGGCCCGAGGGCCCAAAAAUGUUCUGGCGUGACGGGUAUUAUUAUCUCUUGAUCGCUGAAGGUGGUACCGAUGAUCUCCAUCGUGCGACAAUCGCACGUUCUUCGUCGCCGGAGGGUCCCUGGGAACCGGAUCCCAACAAUCCAAUCCUGUUCAAAGGUCAGUACGGUUAUGAUAAUUUGACGGUGCAGUCCACCGGCCACGGUACCAUUUUCGAUACGCCGGACGGGUUGUCGUAUAUCACGUACCUGGCACGCCGCAAGAUCAAUGGAUCCUCUCCGUUAAGCAGAGAGACCUUUUUGUCCCCAGUCACUUGGCAGGAUGGGUGGCCAGUCGUCAACGGAGGACAACCUGUGCUCCUGAGUGAGCGAAUUGGGAAUCUUCGCGAUAAUCCUGAUGUGCGACAUCCACCGUUCAGAGAUUCAUUCGAUGAAGGCGUCCUCGACCCUUCUUGGUAUCAGCUUCGGACCCCUUAUACCCAGAACUUUGAGCUCAAGAAAGAAAACCCCGGGGGCCUCGUUCUGCGACCGAAUGUUUUUGAUCUGAGCCACCGCGACACCCCGGCUGCUAUCUUACGCAAGCAGAGGUCCUUGAAUAUGACCUUCAGUGCCCGACUGCUGCCGACAUCCUCUGGCCUCGGGUACGGCGAGAUCGUCGGAGUCAGCGCCUAUCUGAGUGAGCUGCAACACCAGGACAUUGGUGUUUCUGGUUGUGUGAACAGUCCAGGGAUGUGCAUCUAUACCACGCUAAUGAUGAACAGCACAGUUCAGUAUACCCAGGUGCCGCUGAAUUCGUCGACGAUCCCAUCCGACCUGACCCUUUAUAUUCGAGCUGAGCCCUUGUCCUAUCAUCUUGGGUACAGCCAGGGUAUGCAUAGCCCGACAACAUGGUUGGCCGCGCUAUCGUCGUCGUGGUUGGCAUUUGCGCCCGAGGAUUAUUUUGUAUUCGCCGGCGCCAGCUUCGCGCUGUUUGCGACCGGGACCGGCAAGCCCUGGCCGCCCCAUGCCCCAGACGUUGGCUUUGCGGAGGUCCAGGAAACGUAUUUUGAGGAGAAUAUCCCGGACUACGAUGACUGGGAUGUAUGAUCAUUGCGAGAAUGAUUCUGGCCUCUGCU
Molecule: messenger RNA, 1914 nt
Organism: Aspergillus japonicus CBS 114.51
Lineage: Eukaryota; Fungi; Ascomycota; Eurotiomycetes; Eurotiales; Aspergillaceae
Product: beta-xylosidase
Exons: 4
Coding region: 191-1885 (564 amino acids)
Biological process (GO): carbohydrate metabolic process
Molecular function (GO): hydrolase activity, hydrolyzing O-glycosyl compounds
Source: RefSeq, a predicted model, not a curated record